This is a messenger RNA of Adineta ricciae, 1248 nucleotides long. The record is from the annotation of a GenBank genome assembly. Lineage: Eukaryota; Metazoa; Rotifera; Eurotatoria; Adinetida; Adinetidae.
AUGGAGAGAGUAACAAGUAUAGAUCCUUAUGAAAUCUUAGAUGUCAAUCCGGGUGCAUUUUAUCAAGAUAUUCGUCAUGCUUUCAUUAGAAAAAUCAGUUCUCCAUCACGAAGUCAACGAGCAAGCGUAGCUUUAGCAUAUGAAGUCCUAUGCUCGAACGACACAAAAAGAUACACUCGAAAUGGAAAUCGUUUUACUGUUAAUAUAAAAGAUCAGUUCUAUUACGUAACUAUCGGUGAUUACGAAUCAUUUGUCAGAUUAAUAACGAGACAUAAGCAUCUUCUGGAUCAGCGAGAUGAACAUCUGAGAACGUUACUUUAUAUCGCAGCUCGAAAUGGUUUCCAUAAUAUUUGCCAGUUUCUAUUGAGAGUAGGCUGUCAAAUAAACGAAACUCAACAUUGUGGAAGUACUGCGUUGCACGCAGCAGCUUAUUACAGGCAUCAACCAAUCGUUGAACUUUUGCUUGAAUAUGGAGCACAUCCAACUAUCCGAAAUGGAUACGGUCAUACAGCUGAAGAAGAAAGUGGCAGUGAAGCGAUUAGAACUUGUAUUUUAUCACAUACGGUCGACAAAAUUAAUCGAAUGGUAAAUCGUUUGAAACAAGAUGGUCACGCCAAAAACAUGAUUGUCUUAAGACAUAAUGAUCGAAUCAUUGGUAAAAAGAUUCUUCGAAGUCCGGAUUAUUUGUCGAAUCAUUCCCUAGCAUAUUUGACUCAAAACUGGACAUUAGCUUGGCAUGGUACAAAAUACGAACAUUUACAAUCGAUUAUGAAAUAUGGCUUACAUCCAGCUGGAACAGUCCUUUCUCCAAAUAAUAAAAUAUCCACGCAAGCUGGUCAUAUUGCAUUGAACAAAAAAGUCGGAGAAUUUGAUAAUUGGGCUCAUGCCGUGUUCAUUUCACCGAGUAUAUUCUAUGCAGCGGACAUUGUUUAUUCGGAACGGAUUUUCUCCGAUAAUCAACGAUGGUGCGUACUUGUUGAAGUUCGAGUGAAGCCCGGCUCAUUUACUAAGCACAAGCAAACACUACUGAACCAACGGUUGUUGUUACCGGGCGAACCACAAGAUAUAGAAUAUCGAGUGGCGGUGACUGCCGACAAUGAUUUUAUUCUUCGAGUUGAAUCAAAUGAGAAUGUGAUUGUUACAGCGUUAGUCUUCAUCAAUUUGAACUUUUUAGAAAACAUCGAUGAAUAUUAUCAAGGAGAAAAUCUUUUUGCUAACUCUGAAGCUGAAAGAACUCUUUUUCAAUAA